GAUGAUUCCUUUGCGCCCGACUAAACCGCUCCUCUUCCGCUGCUGACACCCUACAAAAAGCACGGCUGCCUCUUCUUCUUCUCCCACAAGAGAAGCAGCAACGAUCAUUCACCAUGCCGUCCCUCAAGUUUCUAUUCUUGCUCGUGGUCGCCGUGGUGCUCCUCUGCCCCACCCCCACCGCGGCCUUUGGAGCAGGCAACAUCGCCUCCAUCUCUAAAAUCGAGGGGCACAACUGGCGUCAUGGCGACAUUGAGGAUAUGCUCAAGACCGUGGCCUGCCUGAAGGGUCAUAAGUGGAGCUCCAUGAUGAUCAAGCGCGUCUACUUCGGUAACUGGUUGCGCGACUACUCUCAAGCUGUCGACGUCGGCACCCUCAAGGGAGUCCAGAAAGACACGAUUCGCAUCCUGGUAUGGAUUCUGGCUUUUAUGUCCUUUGGAUAUGCCACUGGCGAGUUUGAGGUCACAGAGGAGCGUCUUGGCGUAUACCGCGCCGAGGAGCACAUCGACAACCCCAAGGGGUAUGCCGAUAACACCGACGCUAGACAAUACGAUCAACGCUUGAGAGGGCCAGUGUUACCUCAAGAGCUGGCUGUUGAUCCCAACACUGGCAUGAAAAAUUACAUUGCAAAUGAAACGGGUGGAUGGGCUACCAGCGCUGGUUACAUUAGACACAGCUUUACCCGUGCCAUCCACUACGGACGUGUCUACACACACGGUUCUAACAAGGGAAAAGAGGAGGACCUCUGCGAAGCCCUCAGAUGCCUCGGCCAAGGUCUUCACUGCCUCGAGGAUUUUGGAGCCCACACCAACUACACCGAGCUUGCUCUGCGGGAGCUGGGCUUCCACAACGUUUUCCCGCACACCGGAACUAACACCCAGAUCAACCUUCGCGGCAAGCAUGUGUUCCCUCUGGUCACCGGUACUUUCGGAGGCGUUGAUUUCUUGCACUCGGUGCUUGGAGAGGCCAAUGAUCACUUUACUCAAUCAGAUGUCGACACCUCUGAACUUGGCGAAUUGAACCAGACCCUGGCCAAUGCUUCUACGCAAGACACCCGUUCGAGCGGUUCAGGAAAUAACGCCGAUGUUCUUGUUGAUCUUCUCUCCAAGGUCCCUGGCACUUCUUCCCUGUGCAAGGAAGCUAAAAGCUUGCAAGCUACGUCUGAUGCUCAAGCUGCGCAAAACGCCGGAGGUGCUCGCGGUUUUGACGAUGGCUACAGUGCUUCCCGUGCGGGCGGACAGACUACGUUCGCCGCUCCUCCUGGCUCUGUUGGCGGCCCUCCAGGCCCUGGUGUCCCCGGCAUGAACCCCAACUUUGACCCGCAGAGCAUCAUCCCCAAGAUCUACCCGAUCCUGGCUUUCCGCGACAAGGUCGUCCGUGCCAUUUCGGGAGUCAUUUCCAAAAUCCCUGGUCUUGAGGCCUUAGUGGACAAGAUUACGGAGCGAGUCACCAUGUUUGUCUUUGCACUGUUGGCACCUUUCAUCCAGCCCAUCAUCAAGGCGGUCUCUGCCUCGCUGAAGCAAGGAUCUUCCUCCGUCAUCGACGCUAGCGGCAAGUCACAGUAUGAGCCCUGGACGAACCCCAAUUGCGAUGACCCAACGCACUCCAUGCUCUCCAAAGACCACUUCUCCAACAUCCUCAACGAGCCAGCCGGCCAGAUCGCGGCCACGAUCUUGCAAUACGUUGCACCGCGCGUGAUGUACGCGUGGGACCACCCUAAUGUGCCAGUUGAGCAGGUCUUGGAUGACGUUGUGCGCGUGUUCCACCACCCCGCCGCCCGCGACCACCACAACGAGGUGCACCAAAAGAUGUUCGCCGUCGUCGAGCGCUGGGUGCAGGGUCGCUCGGACAAGGGCCACGGCCUCAACAACAUCCUGAGCUCCGAGAGCGUACGCGAGGGCAAGAACCACGCCGGCGGCCAGAACCCUCACAACGGCCACGGUGGCCACUCCCAUGGCCCGCCCAGCGCUAGCACAUUCCCUGGCGCGGCCCCCGCCAGUGGUGGAUUUGCCGGCUACGGCGGCAACAGUGGCGGUAAUUCUAGCAGCGGUGGAGGUCUCCUCGGCAGCCUAGGCAGCUUAGGCGGCCUUGGCGGCAAUAGCGGCGGUAGUUCCAGCGGCGGAGGCGGUCUUCUGGGCGGCCUCGGAGGCAUGCUCGGCUCUAAGAGCCCACUCUCAGGUAUCCUGGGAGGCAGUGGUAAGCGCGACGUGGACUCGCCUCCUCCGGCUGCGCACACUGCAUCAUUCCCCACGCCACCACCCCACACGGGCUCCUUCUCCACGCCGCCGCCAGCGCAGCACAGCGGGUACGGGCAGCCCGCCGCGCCGUUCCAACCCUACGGCGACGCAUACGGCCAGCCGCCAGCGCACGGCUACCAGUACCAGCAGGACGCACCGCUGCCGCCGGGCCCGCCGCAGGCAAACCCCGCCGAUCCGUAUGCGUUCCCCAGCCAGUACCAGCAGGGCUGGCGCGACGAGGGGCCAUAUGGUGGUAGCGGAGCCGGCGGCCCUGGGUAUGGUGCUGGUCCGGGACCGGGUGGCUAUGGUUCUGGUUUGUAUGACCAACAGCAGCAGCAGUGGGGACAGCCUCCGCAGCACGGCGGUGGGUGGGGACAGCAGCCGCCGGCGGGGCCUCCGCCGGGCGGGCAUUGGGGCGGGCAGUAUUGAUUGAGUGCUAGGGAGGUAGGCAGGCAAUGGAUAGAAUAGCGCGCGCGCGCGUGUGUGUGUGGUGGGGCGGGACGGGACGGGACGGACGGGACGGGACGAGCGGGCAACGCAGCCGUUUGGGAGUGGUUGGGGUAUUGCGAUAAGCAAAUCACGUAGGGUAGGGGUAGUUUGGGAUGAUGAUGCGGGCGCGUCGCGUCGGCCGCGUUUUACGAGCUCCAUGACUUGGCAUUGACUUGGCCGGCUGGCACCUGUCUGGAAUAGUGAAGGGCGUUUCCGCAUUCCAUCAUGUCAGCGACAUGGACGUGCAGAAAGAAGCUACGCGACCCCCACGUCUCUCUUCCACCCCGCUCCCGCUGGCAGUAAAAGAGGAGUAGGUAGUUAGACUGUCCUAGGGUACGGUAGGCAACUACAGACUACAGAUUACAC
This is a messenger RNA of Aplosporella prunicola CBS 121167, 3089 nucleotides long. RefSeq lists its product as uncharacterized. The record is from RefSeq and is a predicted model, not a curated record. NCBI's taxonomy places the organism in Eukaryota, Fungi, Ascomycota, Dothideomycetes, Botryosphaeriales, Aplosporellaceae. Bases 114 to 2663 code for a protein of 849 amino acids. The transcript has 4 exons.